AUGGGUUAUCUCAGCGCAAGAAAAAAGAUGGAAAUCGAACUGCAGAAUGAAGACGUUGAGAAUGAUCAAUUACUCAGAGCCCAUUCACACGCAUGGAAUCAAACUUACAGCUUCAUAAAAUCCAUGUCGCUUGAGUGCGCAAUUCAACUGGGUAUACCUGAUACCAUUCAUAAGCACGGCCAAUCUAUGAAACUUUGCAAGCUUAUCGCAGAACUACCAAUUCACCCAACCAAAUCACAUGGUAUUCAUCGUCUCAUGAGCAUUCUCACCCUUUCUGGCUUCUUCACUGUACAGGAAGCAAGUGAGGAAGACGAUGACUUAGAAGAAGCCUACAUGCUCACAAAUGCUUGGAAGUUACUGGUUAAGGACAACCCCUACGGCAUGGCACCAUACUUGCUCACGUCCCUUGAUCCAGUGAAGAUGAAGGCAUGGCAUCAUCUGAGUGCUUGGUUCCGGAAUGACCUGUCCACGCCAUUUGAAACAGCCCAUGGGAUUCCCAUUUGGGAGUAUGCACAUCACGAGCCAAAUGAUAAUCAAGUGUUCAAUAAUGCUACGAAGAGUGAUUCUCGUUUGAUCUCCAGAGCAGUGACAACGGAAUGCAAGGGGGCGUUUGAAGGGCUGCGAUCUGUGGUCGAUGUUGGUGGAGGUACUGGGACUUUGGCAAAGGCCAUUGCUGACUCGUUUCAACACUUGGAUUGCACUGUAUUAGAUCCCCCCCACGUGGGAACCAACAACUUGAAAUUCGUUGCAGGCGACAUGUUUGAGGCCAUUCCUCCAGCAGAUGGAAUCAUAUUGAAGAGCGUAUUGCAUGAUUGGGGCAACGAGGAAUGUGUCAAAAUACUAAAGAACUGCAGAGAGGCGAUUUCGGGUGAUGGGAGGAGAGAUAAUAAGGCGAUCGCCAUUGACAUGGUAAAAAUGGAGAACCCAAAGGAGGAGGAAGAUGAAUCACUUGGAACACAGCUCUGCUUCAAUAUGUUGAUGAUGCUGCUGAGUAACGGAAAAGAACGCACAGAGAAAGAGUGGGCUAAGCUAUUCUUGGGUGCUGGCUUCAAAGACUAUAAGAUAAACCCUGUCGUGGGUUUAAGAUCCCUCAUUGAAGUUUGCCCGUAA
This is a messenger RNA of Prosopis cineraria, 1110 nucleotides long. RefSeq names its product trans-resveratrol di-O-methyltransferase-like. The record is from RefSeq and is a predicted model, not a curated record. Gene Ontology annotation, molecular function: protein dimerization activity; S-adenosylmethionine-dependent methyltransferase activity; O-methyltransferase activity. The transcript is spliced from 3 exons. The coding region runs from base 1 to 1110 and encodes 369 amino acids. Lineage: Eukaryota; Viridiplantae; Streptophyta; Magnoliopsida; Fabales; Fabaceae. Gene Ontology annotation, biological process: methylation.